Messenger RNA from Galendromus occidentalis (western predatory mite), 995 nucleotides. RefSeq names its product female sterile (2) ltoPP43 (gene fs(2)ltoPP43). Bases 153 to 929 code for a protein of 258 amino acids. The transcript has 7 exons. Lineage: Eukaryota; Metazoa; Arthropoda; Arachnida; Mesostigmata; Phytoseiidae. The record is from RefSeq and is a predicted model, not a curated record.
AGAUUCGUCGUUCUCUAGGCCCCCACCGUGAUUCGUCCUGGCUCGAGAGUCUUCAGAGAGGAUGCUCACGCGAAGAAUCAGCUCCUAAUCCUUAUCCGGGAUUCAAAGCAGAGCACGAGGAGCCAUAAAUCGAUCCUGCAGAUCAGAGCGGAAUGCAUGCGGUAUUCCGUGUAAAACGUCGUCUAGACGAGAAACAAUUGACUGGAGUUCGAAUAGCGAAGCGUCAACGUCUCGGGACCGAGGAUCCUAUCAUUUUGACAUAUGCCGGCACCACGAGCGAAACAGAUUCGGGAGCCGUGUUAUCCGUCAUCAAGUCACACCAGGAACAGGGCCGUGAUGUAAUCCCCGUGGAAAAUGGCGUCGAUGGAGAGUCUGGCGAUGAGGAAAUCCCGACGGCCGCUUCAGCGGAUCUACCGGUCGCCGCCGAGGUCGGCGCCGUAUCAUCGAAUCGUGAAGAUAUCGAUGAGAUCUUCAGAAUUUUCGACGCGUGUCAAACGAACAUCGCAAACCCGAAAGAGACGAUUGAGGGCAAAGAUCCGCGGAAUGAUCCAGUAGACGAAGACAACUCGGAAUUCGUUUAUGACAUUUACUAUCUGCACCAAGAUCCGUCUUCUCGCGGCCGAAAAAUGAACUUGGACUACGACGAGCAGAAUUUCAGGCUAGAGCGAUGGAACCCUGAAAACGAAGAGCUGGUCAACGAGGGACAUGAAGCAGCUGAAGAUUACGACGACGAAGAUAGUAAUGCCGAAGAUAAUCCCAAUAACGAUUACCCAGACGAGGAGGAUAGGUACUCUGACAACGGUGGAGAAGUUCCCCAUUCACUCGAGGACGACGAUUACUAUUCUUAUGAGGGAUACAACCAUAUGUCUGUGAUUGAGCAACGAUUACAAGAGUUGGAUUUUUUCGGAGCGGAUAGCGACAGUGAUUGAAGGUCAGACCAAGGGAACCCGCGCCCCCUUCCGUGCGCAGAUACCAACGUCACCGAGGAUCCUCUU